AACAAACCCCCAGCAAACCGAGCGCGGAGAUGGACGCGCAGCUGAACAUUCGUGAUUAGACGGUUGUGAAAUGUGAAAAGCUUUUGAUUAAGGGAGGCGGGCACUGUGAUCUUCCGCCGCCAUUUUUGCUAGCAACCGACUUGCCUGGUAAAACCGACUACUGUGGUUCAAAGCCGCUUGACCCACAAUACACACUCGCAACCGCUAGGAACGAUUAUAUAAUGGAGGAGGAAGUGGACUACGAAGUAUUACCCACCACUUCGGUGGCGACCAACAUGCUCGCCGGUGCCCUGGCGGGGAUUACAGAGCACACGGUCAUGUACCCUCUGGAUAGUGUGAAGACACGUAUGCAAGUGCUAUCCCCCUCGCCGCAAGCGAUCUACACAGGUGUUGCGAACGCAUUAUCGCGUAUCUCGACUGCUGAAGGCGCAUCCACCUUAUGGCGGGGAGUUACCUCGGUGAUUGUGGGAGCUGGUCCUGCCCACGCACUGUACUUCGCAACAUAUGAGAAGUGCAAGGAAGUCUUCUCAUCGAAAGACAAUAUUCACAACCACCUUGCUCACGCUGGAGCAGGUGCAUGCGCAACGAUAGUAAGCGAUGGGUUGAUGAACCCAUUCGAUGUCAUCAAGCAGCGGAUGCAGGUUCAUGGUUCGACGUACCGGGGGGUAGUGGAAUGCGGGCUGGAUAUCAUGCGGAAGGAGGGUCUCGCAGCGUUCUACAUAUCCUAUCCGACGACUCUGAUGAUGACUGUGCCCUUCCAAGCGGUACAUUUCUCGACAUACGAGUACUUCCGCAAAAUUCUGAACCCGAAGGGAGGGUAUGACCCAAAGACGCACAUUGCAUCAGGGGCGAUCGCGGGCGCUGCCGCCGCUGCGAUCACGAAUCCUUUGGACGUAGCAAAAACGUUGCUGCAAACGAGAGGUGCUGCGUCGGAUACGAAAGUGCGGCAGGCGUCGGGCAUGAUCGACGCCUUCAAGCUGAUAUAUACGAGGAAUGGAUUGGCUGGAUUCACGAUGGGUGCAAAAGCAAGGAUGCUUUCGCACAUGCCAGCAACGGCGAUUUGUUGGACCACCUACGAGUUCCUGAAAAUGGUACUUUCGAAACAGCCGGGCUUUGCAAACGAGCCUAUCGUCACGCCCGUUAACCCAUCGUCAUGAGGAACUGAGCAUUUGGAGGGAACAGGAAAGAGGGACAUAAUCGGCGUUUUCCUUUGCAUCUGCAUACCACCACCCGCAUCACCCUUAUAGAUAGGUCAUCACAUGGCAGAGGGGUUCGGAUCCACAUUACAUAGCACACCAUAGCAUAGACUAGUCAUACGGGAAAUGCGCCGAUUUCGCUGCAGGGGCGGUGCUCUCCGGUCCACCCUGUUUUUGGGGAUCCCCUUUCUCUCGCGGACGGCAUCCCGGUUGUGGCAACCCUCUUCUCAUUCUCUCGUUGUGCAUAUUUAAUCGAUGGGUUUCGCGAAGAAGGAAACGUGAG
Messenger RNA from Fimicolochytrium jonesii, 1479 nucleotides. Its product is annotated as mitochondrial carrier domain-containing protein. The record is from RefSeq and is a predicted model, not a curated record. Gene Ontology annotation, molecular function: ferrous iron transmembrane transporter activity. Lineage: Eukaryota; Fungi; Chytridiomycota; Chytridiomycetes; Spizellomycetales; Powellomycetaceae. Gene Ontology annotation, cellular component: mitochondrial membrane. Gene Ontology annotation, biological process: iron import into the mitochondrion. The transcript has 5 exons. Bases 222 to 1157 code for a protein of 311 amino acids.